AACUCAUGUAUGACAAGUGUAAAGCAUCUUGAUAGCAAACGACUAUUUCAUUUCACUCGAUUCCUUGAUUGCCGUGCGCAAGACGUCAAGUGAGAAUAUUUGUCCCGGCAAACACGUUUCAAUUUCUUCAAUUUUAGAAAAUACACUGACAAAAAUGGCAGGUAAACGAUCUGCAACAACAGAAUUGAAUCAUGAUAACUGGAACGAAGAGAACGAACCAGAAGAGGCAGGUACAUUUGCAAAAGCAGCAGACGAUAUACUUGAAAAGAGAGUUAUAAAAACAGCGAAACGUCGCUUUUCAUCGAGGGAUGGCGCUAUGAAAAGCGCAUUUGGAACAUUUGCAGGUUUUAAAACUACUCCUGCAACCAGUUCGUCUCCAUUUGGUUUUCUAGCUAACGUAAGCACCACUUCUACUACGACUACUUCUGCUGCAUCAACGACAACUGUAAACACAAGCAGCAGAAAUAUUGCAACUAAUGGUUCUAAAAUUCUUGAAAACGAUGCAAGUAAAAUGGAAGACACAACUAAAGCACAGACACUAUCGAGCACAAGUUCUAGUGAAAUGACCAAGAAAGAGAAUGAAAAGACAAAGCGUUAUUCAUCAGAUUAUUAUGCAAAAUUAAAGGGACUGAACGAAAGUGUCGCUACAUGGAUAAAAACUCAUGUAGAUGCAAAUCCAUUUUGUAUAUUAACACCUAUAUUUAAGGAUUAUGAGAAAUAUUUGAAGGAGAUUACAUCGAAAGAGAGUACCAAGAUACAGACAUUGCAUGCUUCGCAACAUAUAACACAGGCUGCACAAUCUGAUAACCAAAAGGAUAAAAGUGCAGAGAAAAAACUUGAAACUUCUUCAUUUGACACCUCAAAUGCGAAUAUAAAAUCUACUUCAACUGUUGCAACAGAGUGGAAGCCCGAAAAAUCGAUAUUUUCCAAUAUUGCUGCAAAUACAAAAUCGAUAUUUGGCAAUACAGAACAGAAAAUGGAAAGUUCUAAAUCUGUAUUCAGCAAUGCGGAUGCAACAUCUGAUAAGGGUAGAUCUAUUUUUGGUAACAUAGAGUCGAAUGUUGCUAGUAAAAGUAUAUUUGGUAACACAAAUGUGGAAAGUAAUCCUUUGCACAAAUCCUCUACCAUUUCGGAUGGAGGCAAGACAGACGAAGAGAAUGCGACAUCCAAUACAAAAUCUGUCACUCCCACCUUUCCUGCUUCUACUUUUAGUUUUGGACAAAUUGUUUGCUCUCCCAAUAACUUGAGUGCUGGGUUUAGCUUUGGAAGUGCAAAGCCAUUUUCAUUUGCCCCUCAAGCAGUGAAAUCACAAGAUUCCGAGGAUAAAACAGAUAAUGAAAACAAAGAUGAAGAAGAUGAAGAACCACCAAAACCAGAUUUCAAACCAGUAACCGAAGAAGGUGCUGUUUAUGAACAACGAUGUAAAGUAUAUAUAAAGAAAAAUGACAACUUUAGUGACAGAGGUGUCGGAACGUUAUAUUUGAAACCAACACCAAAUGGAAAGACGCAAUUGAUAGUACGAGCCGAUACUGCUUUGGGUAAUUUGUUACUCAAUAUUUUGUUAACUCAAAGUAUUCCUAUUAAACGCAUGAACAAGAACACGAUAAUGUUAGUCUGUCUACCGUUGCCAGACUCUUCACCACCACCAGUCCCAAUGUUGUUAAGAGUGAAAACUAGUGAGGUCGCGGAUGAACUAUUUGAAACAUUGAAUAAACAUAAAAAAUAGAAAAUUAAAUAAGCACAAAAUAACGCGGAUCGGAACAAAUUGAUUUUUUUGACUAUAUAUUUGAUUACAACACUAAGAAUGGAUAAAUUCUAAUUCAUACAUAACAGAAAAUUUGUUUAUUAAUCAAAAAUUUAUGUCAAGCUUCAUCAUUCUGUUCGUCAUUCUAUAAAAUAAAAUUUGUAAACGUAAAUUAUGCGAAUACCUAGAAAGAUACAUAAUACUAAGAUUAGUAAUCAUUAGUAAAAUUGCGAGCAAACAGCAUCUCACGAUUAAAAAAUGGUACAUUUUUUCUAAUUCUUAUUUCAUAUGCAAAUAUUGUAAAAAAUUGUAAUUAAUAUAUAUAUCUUCUUAAUAGAUUCUGUAUCUGAUAAAUAAGAGAUAUAUUUAAUUUUAUUUUUGAAAGGAUGUCUACUUACAUGUAUGGCGUUAUUUGGAAUGAUUGUUGCUAAUGUAAUCAAUAAUGUAAGAAUAAUACAUUGAACAUAUAUGUACAUAGUAGGAACACAAUAGUAUAUAUUGCAAAAUAGGUAAUUUAUGCAUGUAAUGGUUGAUGAAAUAUUCUGUACUAAUAAUUAUAAGUACGAAAAAUACAGAUUACAUGGAAUUACUUAAUA
This is a messenger RNA of Cataglyphis hispanica, 2340 nucleotides long. It is a transcript of the gene Nup50, whose product is annotated as nuclear pore complex protein Nup50. The coding region runs from base 155 to 1726 and encodes 523 amino acids. The transcript has 5 exons. Gene Ontology annotation, biological process: protein import into nucleus. The record is from RefSeq and is a predicted model, not a curated record. NCBI's taxonomy places the organism in Eukaryota, Metazoa, Arthropoda, Insecta, Hymenoptera, Formicidae. Gene Ontology annotation, cellular component: nuclear pore.